This is a messenger RNA of Magnolia sinica, 1567 nucleotides long. Its product is annotated as leucine-rich repeat receptor protein kinase EMS1. Gene Ontology annotation, biological process: protein phosphorylation. Bases 246 to 1451 code for a protein of 401 amino acids. Lineage: Eukaryota; Viridiplantae; Streptophyta; Magnoliopsida; Magnoliales; Magnoliaceae. The transcript has a single exon. Gene Ontology annotation, molecular function: ATP binding; protein kinase activity. The record is from RefSeq and is a predicted model, not a curated record.
GCGACGAGUAAUUCUUGGCCACGACUAAAGAAAAUAUAAUCUGCUUCGAUUGAAAGCUCGCCCCCGUUAAUGGCGGCUCUUGUUUCUCUGUUUUCUCUGUUUCCAUCUCUCAGUUAGUCAAACGAUCAUCACCCCAAUUGCAACAAAACCAAAUUGAAAACCAAACCCAACCCAUAAGAUCCUCAUUUCCCCGUUUGUCUGGUUGGAUUUCCCCCACAAUCCAUCAAUAAUCUCAGCCGUCCGACAUGGACCCAACCCUCCAAGCUCUAACUGCAGCUGCCGCAAGCUUCAUAGCCGUCACCUUCAUCUUCACAAUAAUCCUGUUCCUCUGCAGAAGAGAUAAAACACACCACGGCCGACGACAACAGCAUCAGCGACGACGACAACGACAACAUCAGCAACAACAGCAGCAACAACUACAACAAAAUAAACACAAUCCCAACUCAACUCUAGACGAAAGCGCCUCCUUCGAUCCCUCCCUCAACCAAAUCUCGAUGCCUGAACUGAUCGCCGCCACCCGCAACUUUGCAGCCGAUGGCAUCAUCGGUGACGGCAGCUUCGGAUUCGUCUACAAAGCUAACCUAUCUAACGGAGUCACCGUCGCCGUCAAGAAGCUAAGCCGCGACGCAUUCCAAGGACCCAGAGAAUUCCGCGCCGAGAUGGAAACUUUAGGUAAGAUCGAGCACCAGAAUUUGGUGAAAAUGAAGGGAUACUGCGUCUCUGGCGAAGAACGCCUCCUCAUCUACGAAUUUAUCCAGCGUGGCAGCCUCGACCAAUGGCUGCACGACAUAUCAUCUAUGUCCAUCACUUCCAUAUCCUCUUCCCAAUCCUCGUCGGCUUCUCUUCCUAACCUCCUUCAGCUGUCUUGGGCAAAGCGGAUCAAGAUAAUUAAAGGAGUCGCCAACGGUCUCCGUUACCUGCACGACGAAUGCAACCCCCGCAUCAUCCACCGAGACAUAAAGGCCAGCAAUGUGUUGUUGGAUUUGGAAUUUGAGGCCCAUAUCGCUGACUUUGGAUUGGCCAGGAUCGUCGAUGCAUCCCACUCGCACGUGUCUACACAGGUAGCGGGGACGAUGGGCUACAUGCCGCCCGAGUACAAGGACGGCCUCACGGGGGCGACAGUAAAAGCCGACGUUUACAGCUUCGGGAUCUUGAUGUUGGAGGUUGCCACCGGAAGGCGGCCCAAUUUGCCUGUUAUGACAGAGAAUGGGAAAGAGGUGGGGUUGAUAGUGUGGGCCAGGGAGAGGGUGGAGGCCAAGAGAUGUAUGGACAUGAUUGAUCCGAUCAUCAAAGAUGAACUUUAUCAUCAACAUCAAGGGCGGGAAGAAGGGAUGGGGAGUGAGGAGGAGGAGGUGAAUGAGUUCUUCAGGAUUGCUUAUUUGUGUACCAGUGAGAACCCUAGAGAGAGGCCCACAAUGGAGGACGCUUUAUCUCAGCUGAGUCGAUUCUGAGUCAACUCGUUUUGGUGGUAAUGUUGGCAUUUUGGUGGGUGUGGCAUGUGUUAUUUAUUAAUAUAUAUAUAUACUCUCUUAUUUAUAAUCAUCCAUGUAUGAGUAUUUUUCCUCUA